CCUAACAAUCCUUUCUCCAUGUCCCGCCCAUUCGCCGCUGCUGUCUGAGCUUGGUCAGGUGUUCGUUGUACAGCGACGUAAACUUUGAAUUUGGAGAACAGAUUGGAUUUUGUGUCUAGACCAACACAGUCGAGGCCAUGCUCAGACGGAUACUUCAAAUGACUCCUGGGAAGGGAGGCUCCCAGAACGCAGAGUCCGAGCAGCCCAGCACAGACCUUAACCAUGAUCAGACGUCAGAGGGCUUCAUCUGUCCUCAGUGUAUGAAGUCUCACAACUCUGCGGAGGAGCUGUUCAAACACUAUGAGCUGUUUCAUGAUACCGGAGACCUGCCCGCUCAUGUGGCCCCCACUCGGGAAGACCUUACAAUGCUGCGGCAAGAGGUUCAGGACCUGCAUGCUUCUCUCAAGGAGGAAAGAUGGUUCUCUGGAGAGCUCAAGAAGGAGUUAGACAAAGUCCAAGGACACCUGAAGCAAAACGACGGACAGACGGGCUCAGAGGAUUCAGUCCUCGAAAGGAAGUUGAAUGAAGUGGAGACAGAAAAGUUCAACAUCAAGCAGAUGAAAGACCUGUUUGAGCAGAAGGCUGCUCAGCUGGCCACAGAGAUAGUAGACUUAAAGUCCCGCUAUGAUGAGGAGAAGAGCCUGAGGGAGGCUGCUGACCAGAGGCUGGCCAGAUUGACCGAACAGCUCCAGAGCGAGAAACAGGAGACAGAGAGACUCCAAACAGAGCUGCUGCAGCGACCGGGAGUGGAGGAUGUGGAGGUACUGCAGAAGGAGCUGGUGCAGGUCCAGACACUGAUGGACAACAUGACUCGUGAGAGGGAGGACGAGUCUGAACGCCUCAGAAUUCACUACGAGCAGCUGCAGGCUAAUUACGCUACCUCAGAGAUAACCAUAUCCCAACUAAAAGCUGAGCUGGAGAAGGGUCCACAGGAAGCAGCUGUCUACACACAACAGAUCCACCAGCUGCAGAGCAAUCUGAAUAAUUUGCAGCAGGAAAGCCAGAGCCUGUCUGAAAAGCUUGCACGUAAGGAGAAAGAGUAUCAGGAACUGGAGGAGCGCCUGGGAGCUGAGAAGGCUACCAAGAAGGCAGUUCAGGAUAGCCUGAGGGAGAGGGAGCUUGAGGUUCAAGAGCUCCAGGCUCGAGCCACAGGGGCUGAGGCCUCCCUGCAGAAGGCCCAGACGGAGCUCGGAGAGAGGGCUGACGAGGUGGCAAAGUUGAAGAGCGAGGUAACGGACCUGGAGGUGAAGCACGCAGAGCUGAAGGUCGAGAGGAAACAGUUGGAACAGCAAAGGGAAGAAAAAGAGAGCCAUGGUGCUCAGCAGCAGACCGAGAUCAGUCAGCUGCACGCCAAACUGCUGGAGGCGGAGAGGCAGCUGGGCGAGGUGCAAGGUCGUCUUAAAGAACAGAGGCAGCUGUCUGGGGAGAAACUAAAAGACCGCGAGCAGCAAGCAGCCGACCUGCAGCUCAAACUGUCCCGUGCAGAAGAGCAGUUGAAGGAGAGUGCCAGUAAGAAUACAGACCUGCAGCACCAGCUGGAGAAAGCCAGGCAACAGCACCAGGAGCUGCAGGUGCUGCAGCAAAACACCAAUGGCAAACUCCGCGAGGCACAGAAUGACCUGGAGCAGGUGCUGCGUCAGAUUGGAGAUAAGGACCAGAAGAUCCAGAAUCUGGAGGCUCUGCUGCAGAAGAGCAAGGACAUUGUGAGCCAGCUGGAAGCCGAGAGAGAGGACUUAUGUGCCAAGAUCCAGGCCGGGGAGGGAGAGACAGCCGUGCUGAACCAGCUAAAAGAGAAAAACCAUGCACUACAAGAACAGGUCACACAGUUGACAGACAAGCUGAGGAACCAAUCGGAAAGCAACAAGCAAGCCCAGGAUAACCUACAUGAGCAGGUCCAGGAGCAGAAGACAUUGCUGCGCUCAGCCCAGGACCGAGCCCACACCCUGGAGACCUCAGUCACUGAGCUCACCGCCCAGCUCGCUGACAGCAAGGAGAAAGUAGCCCAACUGGACGCUCAGCUCAAGGCAAAGACAGAGAUGUUGCUAUCUGCAGAGGCAGCCAAGGCUGCACAGAAGGCUAACCUGGAGAACAGCCUGGAGACCGCUCAGCAUGCAUUGCAGGACAAGCAGCAGGAGUUGAAUAAAGUUCAGAAGAAGGUGGAGGAGCAUUCUCAAAAGCUCAAGGAGAGACAGGAGCAGUGCACACAGCUGGAAACCAGUCUGAAGAAAUGCAACGACUCACUAAUGGCAUCAGAACAGCGUAUAGAGCAGCUGGAGGGGCUUAAUAAGAAAUUGGAGUCACAGGUUGGGGAGAUGCAGGCCACCAGGGACCAAUUGCACCAAGAAGUGCAGAUGCUGCAGAAGGAGGGGUCAGAGGUUAAACGGAAAGCCAAGGAGCUGCAGCGCUCGCUGGAAACAGAGAAAGCAGGGGCUACAACACUACAGGAGGAAUUGAAGAAUAAAGCAGCUGCUUUGAGUGACAUUCAGCAGCAGAUGGAGCGCAGUGAGCAGGAGAAAGUCGCUCUGAAGGUGAACCUGGACAAGGUGACCCUGGAGGGAAAGACUAAGCAUGCAGAGCUGGACAAGAAAGCUCAGAGUCUGGCAGUAGACUUAGACAAGGCCCAACAGGAUAAAGAGGCUCAAAGAAAGGAGCUUGCCUCUAUGCAGGGGAGCCUAGCAAACGCUAGUAAGGCACUGAAAGAGAGUCAGACUCAACUGGACACAGAGAGGAAGAAUCACAAGUCAGCCAUGGAGGAGAAGGAAAAGUCCAAUGAAAAGGCCAGACAGGAGCUUCUGAAGAAUAAUGAGGCCGUCACCAAGGCAAUGAAAGAAUCUAAAGAGCAGUUGGAGCAGAUGAGAGAGACAGAGAAAAAGUUGAAAAUGCAGCUCACCACCGUGGAGCAGCAGCACUCAAAGGCUCAGGAGGCACUGAAGGAAAAAGAGAAUCAGUUGGAGAAGCUGCGGGCACAACUUAAGACGGCCCAGGGCUCCUUUGAGGAGGAGGUGAAGAAACUGAAGGGCCAAGUGGCAGAGUUACAAGAAGUUAAUGUCAAGAAGGCAGAAGAAGAGACCAAGCUGAAGGCCCAGGUGUCGGGGCUCGGUCAGGAGCUGGCCUCUGAGAGGAGUCGGACAACAGAGCUGCAGAAGGCCUCGGAGCAAAGCCAGCAACGCUUCACUAAGCUUCAGUCCGACUUCUACGGCAAGGAGUCUGAGGUCUCUGCCCUCCGUCAAGACCUGAAGGCGUCAGAGGAGAAGCUGAACGUGGCUAAGGAAGAGUUGGCUGCUAACCGAACCCAUCAGACAGGUUUAGAGGCUCAGAUCCAGGAACUGCAGAAGGGCCGGGGCUUGUUGGAGCAAGAGCUGGCAAAACGGGACCAGAAGCUCCAACAGCAAGAACAAACCCUGAGGGAACUGCAGAAACAACAGGGUCAAGUAAAAGAGGAGGUGGAGAAGGAGAGGAGCAAAGUGGAGGAGCUGAACAAAGCCAAGAGUGUCCUUGAAAAGAGUAACACCAGAGUGACUUCAGAAUUAAAAGCAUUAACGGAGAAGAGCGAGAAGGAGCUGGGUGAGUUGCGGGAAGCCAAACAGCUGUUGAUCCAGCAGAAGCUGGAGCUGCAGGGUCAGGUGGAGGCAGCACAGAGUGCCAUGGAGCAGGAGCAGAAAGAGCACCAGGCCACCAGGGACAGCAGGAACCAGAGGGAGGAGCAGCUAUUUGCCCAAACCAAGAAUGUCCAGGAUCAGUUGUUGGCAGAGAAGCGAGCCAGAGAAGAGCAAGUGAAGCGUAGGGAGGAGGCCGAGGCUAAGAUGGGUGUGCAGGUGACUGCUCUGAAUGAAAACGUGGCCACGCUGAAGAGGGAGUGGCAGGGCAGCCAACGCAGAGUCGGUGAACUGGAGAAGCAAACAGAUGAGCUGAGAGGAGAGAUCGCUGUGCUGGAGGCCACCGUCCAAAACAACCAGGAUGAGAGACGGGCUCUUUUGGAAAGGUGUGUAAAGGGCGAAGGCGAGAUCGAGAAACUGCAGGCCAAGGUGGUUGAGCUGAGGAGGAAGCUGGACGACACGACGGCAGCCAUGCAGGAGCUCGGCAGAGAGAACCAGUCGCUCCAGAUCAAGCAGUCACAGUCUCUGACCAGGAAGUGGGCUGAGGAUCACGAAGUGCAGAACUGCAUGGGCUGUGGGAAAGGCUUUUCCGUCACCGUCAGGAGGCACCACUGCAGACACUGCGGAAACAUUUUCUGCGCCGAGUGUUCAGGGAGGAACGCCCUCACGCCGUCCUCUAAAAAGCCAGUACGGGUCUGUGAGACGUGCUUCGAGGAGCUCCAAGGCUGAUUCCCCCCCCCAUCCCUUUACCUCCCCCCACCCCCCCACCCCCCUUCCUACUCCUCCAGCAGGCAGAAGAAGGCGUGUCUUUGUCAUAUUUUUAAUGUGCACUAUAGAGGACAGGCCCACUGCAAAGACCUCCCACCUGCAUGUGACUUCUGGCUCUGGUGUGGAGAGAAAUUACUGAAGAGACACCAGAGCCAUGUGAUGGGAUUGGUUGGGAUUGUCUGUGUGUGUUUUUGUGCCUUUUGCUGCUCCUGUGGACUGCCAGAGAGCAGAGACAGUGAGAACUAAACACCAUCCAUCUCUUUUAAGUUGAUAUUCACAUUCUCCAUCGUUGUUUGGCAUCAUUGGCAAAAUGCAAAGUGGUUGCUUUGUUGUAUUGCAAGAGUGACUGGGGAAGUUGAAAAUCACUGCUGCCCUACAAAGGUAAAUGCAGGUAACUGCCCCCCCCCCCCCCCCCCCCCCGAAAAAAAAAAGGUAAAUGCUCGAUGAAACAUAUUUUCUACUACACCAGUCUAAUCACUAAUUAAGACAUUUAAAUUCAGAUUUUUAUAGCAAGAAAGUUAAACUCUAAAAUUAUUUUUGGAUAUUUUUGGGAUUAUUUUUAUUCAGUGUGUGUAAUGCAGAUUUGACAUGUGCAUACAGAGAGAGGUGUGUUGAAAUAGUUUUUUGGAACCGAAAGAAAUCAUUAUCUGUGCUUAAACAUGCUGUCUACACCCAAAACAAGGUGAUCAAUGCUUGUUACUUUAUCAGCUGAUGUUGAUGUUUGUUGACAUGAUUUCAUGAAAAUCUAAAGUGGAGAUAUUACAUUUAAGUAUAUGAAUUAUGUUUUUGUAAAUACUGUUCUGUUAACUUUUUGUUCACAGCAAAGAUGUUUCAGAUUUUAGGAUCAAACGGCAAGAAAAAAAUGCCCUAAAGAAAACAGUUCAUCAGUCGAUUUAUGCACCAGCGAUUUUCUGUACAGGACUUGAGAUCAACCGUCAAAUCAGUUACUUCACGUUUCCUUUGUACGGCAGCCUGUUUGCGUCUUUGUUGAAAUUUAUGUAAUGUAUUCAGCCUAUUUCAUGACCAAAGAAUGUCUGCAGCAGGAAUACAGCCGAGAUGAAACCCCUGAGUUUGUUUCAUAGUUCAGUAUUUUUCUAAGUAGGUGUCUCUAUUUGAGUUGAGCUUUUGAGUUUUAAAUCACAGGGUCCUACAUUUUUAUCUUGAACACAGCAUGUAUGACGACCUGAGCGGCUUUUAUGUACCGUCACUUGUUUUUGCUGUGCCACAUUUCUCUGUUGAGGGUUAAUUUCUGCAAAUUUUGGUGCUUUCGGCAGACUGGUUAUGCAGUCAUUGAAGGUGCCUGCGUGUUGAUGUUUUUUUUCCUGCUGCUUGUUUCCACUGAGCAGCACUGACUACUGCUGGAGCUGUGUGUGCGAGUUUGAGUGUGUUUGUGUGUAUGCGCGCACGCUCUGCUUUGAAGCAAUAACUGUGUGUGAUGUUGCUGUAACAGAGUGUGUGUUUUAGUGUUUAGGCCUGCUGUGUCUGUGUGCUCAGAUGCACUGUACGAUUGUUGUUCUGCUCAGAACCUCAGUAUCUCUCUGGCACGUUGUCUGGAUGUCGGUGCUGCUUUCAGGUGCAACGGUUGCUGUUGCUUCUCUGUCCAACCAGCCUGCAGCUGAGCACACUGUCAAAGUAAAUUCCUGCUUUGUAUAAUUUAUAAUUGUUGAUAGUGGUAAGAUCUUUUGUGCAAUUGUCUGAAGACUGGAACAGGCGAAAACACUGUAAACCAGGCGAUAACGCAGGCUGUUCUGGCAUUCUGCAACAAGCAGCUUGCUUCAGACUUUGGCUUACCAGAUUAACUCUUUAUGCUUGUACGCUCAGUAAAAAAAAAAAAAACCACGUCCAUCUCAGUUGCAAGCACUCAAGAACACCUGUCUCUUUUUGUGUUGCAUUGGUUUUGUUUUGUCUACCUCAGAUUGGCACAGGAAAAGCACUAUUUCUAAAUCUUAGAGAUCACAAAUGUCAUUGCUUGCAUUUCAAAAAUUUGUGAUUUAUCUGUCAAACUGUACAGUCCCUUAAAAUACCUAGAGAAAUGAUUUGCACCUUAUUGUAUUCCGGGCUCGUUCGUAUAAGAAUCCAGCCACAAACGUAGGAACACCAACUUUAUACAAGCUUCAGCAUUUCUAGCCCUGAUGUACUUAAUUGCUCAUUAAUACUAAGGCUGUCACAGUUGUCUUUGUAAAUGUUUGUAAUGAAAGAGAAAAAGGAACUAUAUAACACUUGUGGACGUAGACACAUGAUGACAGUGAAAAUGUGUGUGGACUCAUCAGUGUCUUAGUCAUUUUUACAAAAUGGCUUCACAGAGCUGUACACACUGAUUUGUGGCUUGCUUUGUGUUGCUGUCAGUUAUCAUGCAUGAUGACUCAACUGGCCCACACGUUUCCUCCACAUUUAGUGGCAUCAUACAGUAUUUGAUGGUUGUGAAGGUGUGCCUUAGGCCAACGUCUUGUACGUCACUGCUCACUGUCAGCGGUGACACACACCGUGUAUUUACCACAGUCAGGGUGACCUUGGUUCACCAGAAGGGACGAGAGAAAUAAUGUAAUUUAUGUUCACAUGCACCAGUUGAUUUUCUAAUUCAUCGUCAUGACCUAAAUAAAACUUACAGUAUGUUUCUA
This is a messenger RNA of Micropterus salmoides (largemouth bass), 6982 nucleotides long. RefSeq names its product early endosome antigen 1 (gene eea1). The transcript has 29 exons. The coding region runs from base 138 to 4325 and encodes 1395 amino acids. Gene Ontology annotation, cellular component: early endosome. The record is from RefSeq and is a predicted model, not a curated record. Gene Ontology annotation, molecular function: 1-phosphatidylinositol binding; metal ion binding. Lineage: Eukaryota; Metazoa; Chordata; Actinopteri; Centrarchiformes; Centrarchidae. Gene Ontology annotation, biological process: endocytosis.